GGUGCCUUACGUAGUUAGAAUAAAAAUAAAUUUAUAGAACUAAUUAGUAAUGGUACGAGCAGUUUGAAAUGAAAUUGUGUAUAGAUAAUUUGUGAUUAAAAUAAAGUUUCAAUAUGUUGACUAAACGGUUUUUAGAAUCAUUAAAACAUCUUUAUUCUGUUAUAAGAAAAAACCUUUUUAAGUGUGUCCUAAGAAGAACUUCAGUUAAUGGUCGUGUUUUCUGCAGCUUAUUAUUAAUCAGUGUCGUAAUUUAUUACUUCAGUGUGGAAAAAAAGUUGCUUAAUUUUGAUGGUAAAAAAAUAUUGAAAAUGUCGAAUCUGAGUGAUCACAUGUCGAUCGUAUCUCAAUAUUAUGAAAUGAGAAAGUCUUGGAAGACAUCAAAACUUGGAUCUUUGUUGUUCAAAAAUGAAACUUUCGACCUUCACAAGCAAAACAAAACAUUCAUAAUAUUAGUAUGGAAAUAUUGGAAUUGGCUUCGACAACGACAUGGUCGACUGAUGAAUCAAAGCAAAGAUAAGGCAACUUUACUCAGCUGCGAUGUUAAAAACUGCGUAUUUACUGGCAAUGAUAGUCUAAUUGACUCGGUUGAUGUUGUUCUUGUGCAUAUAAUGCGUGAAGUUUACCCUGAGGUCCAAAAUAGAAGUAUAAAUCAGAAAUGGAUAUUCCUCAAUGAUGAGUCGCCACAACAUGCUUUCAUGUAUGGCUCAAGUCUAAAAAAAAUAUUUGAUUUGUCAAAUUUUUUUAAUUGGUCUAUGACCUACAGAAGUAAUGCGGACGUCCCGGUUCCUUACGGUCGCACAGUGGCUUUGGACGUGCCAGUAAAAGAAAACGUUACGUACGAAUCUAUUGCGGAAUUGAUUCCUAACUUUCAGUACAAACGUUCUGACGUCCUUGUGGCUGUUGCCAUGUCAAAUUGUCACGUACCAUUCAGAAUGAAAUUUUUGGAGGAAAUGCAAAAGUAUAUCAAAAUUGAUAUUUAUGGCAAGUGUUCGCCAAACCGUUUGUGGUGUAAUGAUAGCUGCAAAGAUAUUAAUCAAUAUUAUUUCUAUCUUGUCAUGGAAAAUUCAAGAUGCCGCCAGUAUUUGUCAGAAAAAGUAUUUCAUUUCGCAUAUGGAAAAGGUGCAAUCCCCAUAAUAUUGGGAGCUCCUCCUCGCGACUGUAAAACUUUAUUACCUCCAAAUUCUUACUUACAUGCCAAAUUAUUCUCACACAAGGAUCUGGCAGAUAAAAUCAUAAGUAUUAUUCACAAUGAAAAUGACUUUUUCUCAUAUCAUCUUUGGAGAAAUCAUUUUGAAGUUUUAAAUGAACAUGGAUACUUUGGAAGUAAGUCUUACCAUUUGUGUAGAUUAUGUGAAGCGUUGAACUAUAAUGACGACAAGCGAAAGAUAUAUAAAUUGGAUGACAUGCGCCACAUGUUAGAUAGUAAAGCUUUGUGUAGGUUGAAAUGAUCAUGCAAGGAUUGCCUUUCAUAAAUAAACAUAACAUACUGAUUAUUAUAUUAUUACUUAGAGAAAUACACGACU
Messenger RNA from Plodia interpunctella (Indianmeal moth), 1523 nucleotides. RefSeq names its product alpha-(1,3)-fucosyltransferase 7-like. Lineage: Eukaryota; Metazoa; Arthropoda; Insecta; Lepidoptera; Pyralidae. Gene Ontology annotation, cellular component: membrane. Gene Ontology annotation, molecular function: alpha-(1->3)-fucosyltransferase activity. The transcript is spliced from 5 exons. The coding region runs from base 114 to 1448 and encodes 444 amino acids. The record is from RefSeq and is a predicted model, not a curated record.